Physella acuta is the source of this 2670-nucleotide messenger RNA. RefSeq lists its product as uncharacterized. The record is from RefSeq and is a predicted model, not a curated record. Lineage: Eukaryota; Metazoa; Mollusca; Gastropoda; Physidae.
UUAGGCUAAGACGGUGUAUAACCGCUAAUUAAAACCCCGACAUCAUACACUAAAAGACGUCAAGCUUUCAACCUAUGGGUUCGUGUGGUUCCAUUUUCUUCUGAGGAUUCUACUUGACCGUCACGUGACCAAGAUGGAUUCCAUGAACAGCAUCCUCUAUUGGAUAUAUUGUAUAAUCCUGCUGCUCAUUCCGCUGAUUGAUGGCAGCUUUGAACCGGAAGUGUACUCGCGUAGCAAGAGGGCCUAUAGAAACGCCAAACAGUGCACAUUCCCCGAGGCCUGGCGAGGGAAGUGGUACCAGAGUGGCGUCAGGGACAUUGAGAUCCACGCCCACAACAUCUCAACCUACGGCCACUGCAUCAGCCACGACGGCAAGGGCAAGUACCUGCUGCUCAACAGAAACAAAAUGUGCAACAUCUGUCUCGUGAUGACGUCAAAACACCAGAACGUCUUGCAGUAUAAACAAAGUUUCUGUCUACCCGGUGAGCCCAUAACCUCCGCCUGUGGAAUGAUCACCGGCGACUUCCCUCUCUACACCAUGAUCAAAGUGACCGGUGCUCCCAUACCCUGUCCCUUUCAAGGUCAGUACGAGUUUUCCUACACCAACGGAAGUGAGAUCAAGUGCGAUAACCCCAUGUCAAGCAUCAACGCAUGCGCAGACAACUCCAAGUUUCUUUUCCACCACCAGAAGUGCCCUGCGUUGAGAAACUCGAACGAAAAAGUUGAGUUCUUCCAGUGCCUGGCUACCUGGGAUACAGGUGGGGACAGCUACCUGUACGGCCGCUUCUCUGGACCUCUGCUGACCGACAAGGAAAGCCAGUACCGAUGUUUUAUGUACAGCCUGUACGGGUCAACAGGUCACAUGUCAAUGACCGCUGACUCGACGUGUCAAGGACUCCAGACCCCAACCCUGGGGAUGAACGUCUUCACCCUGAGGCACAAGCACGAGAAGUGGCCCCAGCCCAGGUGUGUCUUCCCUGACGUGUUCGGCUCCACCUCAGAGUGGCGUGACGUCAACAGCCGUCACAUGUUCACCUUCAACAAACGGGUCGACGGGUUCAAGGUCACGGACCUUCCGGAACCAGAUCUGGGGAACAACUCAGAGUUCAGGGCCGAGUCUAGGCUGAAGGUCACCUGUAUUGGGGAGGUGGACUCCUCCAAGUCUGGGAAAACCCACACCUUUGACAUACUGACCUACGUCACUGAUGACAAAUGUGAAUCCAACUACAGGUGUGUUAGGAUAACCCUAAGAUCUCACAGCAUCAUUGAUAUACAAAUAGGCAAACCAACCGAGCAGACAGAAAACGCCUGCCAGUCCUCCUACUUCUCUGGCACCAAGAAGUUUGUCCUGCUACCUGGUAACGCCCCACCCAAGGCCUGUCCCAUGCAGGGGAGUCACACCUUUGUGCACAGGCGAAACAAGUGCACCGGUCAGAUCUUGGUCGGCUGCUCAAACAGGGACUCGGAGGUAGAGGUCAAGACGGAAUGUGCUGGAAGCGUUUCCGUUGAAUUCCUUCAAUGCUAUGAGAACUGGACUGACGUAGACCGCAUCUAUGUUAUAGCCGGCCACGUCAAUGACCUACGUAAAGCUGCCGAUUGUUUGGUUUUUAAAGUCACACCUAAUGGCUAUGAGCUAGAGGCUGAUGCCGAGUGUGGUAAUGACAGGCUAAAGAUCAUGGGACAGCCUGUAGAUUUCAUCAUCAAUUCAGCAAAUAAGCAAUGUCCCACUGGAGUGCCCAAGACUGUCACAAUGCAUCCUGCCCUAUCCCAGAAUCCCCGGGAGCCCCCCAGGAACAACAAAAAGCCCAUCAACCCACCAGAGAUCGAGACGCCACCUGGUGGCAAACCGCCCACCGCCAUCAUCAACGCUGAAAACAGCAGCACUCGGCUGUCUCUGAGUGCAACCAUCCUGGUGUGGGUUGUCUUAGUUGUGGUUGGCGCCGUCAACAGGUGAUACAUACACCUGUGGCAGUUCAUGAAGCGUUUUUAAAAAACCUUGAAACAAAGAAAAAAAAAUCUUAAAUAAUUGUAUUGUAAAAAAAACAACCCCAAGAACUAAUGCUCAAUAUUUCUACCUUGUUGUUAAAGCAACAUAUAGCCAUUGUGUGAGUACAAGAAAAGUUAAUUUAUUUAUGACGUGAAUGUAUAAUACGUCAUAAAAAUUAAACUUUUGAUCUAAAAUGGAACAGAACAAUACACUAUAAUCACAAGCCAUAUUUAUAUGUUCAUGAAUCAAGUAGUGAUUAUUAGAAAAUAUGAUAUAUUUUUCCUAACCUCAAAAGACUAAUAGGAAUGUACCAAUGAGGUAAAGAUUUGAGUCAUGUUUGGAUGUGCCAGAUUUUCAAGACUUUUCUGACCACAAGAAUUAUCUUGGCCAAGGACUUGUAACUGAAACAAUAUUGUUCAUCUGAUUGUGUGGUAUAUUAUCAUCUUGUUUUUGCAUUAUAAGCUACUCAUCAUUCAAUGUUGGUUAAUUAACUGAGCAUUUUUUAAACCGUUUAUGAUCCUGUUUAAAAAAAGCAACAUGAACAACAGUAUUGUGAAAAAUAAAAACUUGGAUUGUGGGUGGACCAGAAAUUUAAAAACACAGAUUCAAAUUUAACAGAAUAAUUUCUUUACUAAAAUGAAACAAAACGCAUUUAUUAACGAUAAAGUCAAAACAGUAUUUUA